CUUGGCCCGAACUAAAAGCCGCAAACCUCUCAUCUCUUCUCGCCAGGAAUGUCGAACGCGACUGAAGAUCUCCAUCGCAGGCUGACGCAAUUAUCGGAGUCGUUACUCGCCCAUCUCUCUACUACACCAUACGCGCCACCUGAAGGCUCAGCCGUCUCCGUGAAAUUCGUCCUCCAGUCUCUCCUACACAACCCUUCAUCCGGCGCCGGGGAAUCGCAGCUCCAGGAAUCAAUCAGGAAUUUUGUUCUGGCAUCGGCCUUGCUUUCCGCGUCCGAAUCCUCCACUCACGAGUUGCUCUCAUGGAUUCCCCGUCAGCUCGCUGCAGCUGCUGCCGCCUCUUUCCGCGAUCUCUCUGAUGUGUAUUGCCACGGCAAUGACAAGAGGUUGGUGGCGGAGUUAGCGCCGGAGGUUUUGCUGUUGUUGAAGGACAGGAUAAAGGAGAGUUCUAUCGAUAAAGGUACCGAUGGUGAUGAAGUCUCCGCCGCUUCGGCUAGGGUUCCGGUUGGAAUUGCUAUUCUGGCUGCUUAUCAGCUUAGAUGGUUUGUUACUCAGAUUGAUAAGUUGAACUUGGGGAAGCUCUGCAAUUUGGUGAUUCCAUGUGCAUUGACUGCUCUUGAUCAUUGGUCAACGGAGGUGAAGGGCCAAGGGAUGAUAUGUUUCAUUCAUCUAGGGAAGAACGUGAAUUCUGCCGAGUUUGGUGUUUACCAGGAUGUCAUUCUUGAUGCUUGCUGCAAUAACAUUGCAUCUGCUGAUGAAAUAUGGCAUCUUGUGGUGGAAAUGUCUGUGCUUCUGGUGUCGAGCAUCCACCAAAGUAAUCCAAGAAGCCAUUGGUAUGAGAGGAUACUAGGCGAGAUGCUUAGUCACCUGGAGCGUCAGCCAAGAAAUAAGGAACGCCGUGUUGCUUGGCUGACAUUCAUAGAACCACUCUUCCAAAGCAUGGGUCUUGUGUUAUUGGCUCAUUUCAGGAGGCUUUUCCCACUUUUCUUCAAGUGGAUACAUGCCGAUGAUGAUGAAACUGUCCUUCUGGUUCUGAAACGGGUUCAUACAGUCUUGAAGUUAACAUGGAUAAGAAAUACACCAUACAUCAUGAGAUUGGUGGAUGAGCUUGUUGCGUUGCACAAGGAAGCAGCAUUAAGAGUAGGCCGUGAAGAAAUUAGGACGAGUAUACUUGAGGUCCUGCUCUUACUGAAGCAAUGCAAGCGGCAGCAGUUCACGGCGGCCUGGGAAAUGCACAGGGAUGACUCAAAUCUAGCAGCUUUGUGUUUAUCUUUAACUGAAAUCUCCAUUGAUGAGGAGAGUUCCACCAGCAACACCUUGAGGAGUGACAGCCCACAAAACUGCCUGCAACUACUAACUACCCACUAAGUUGUUGGAGAAAUUCGAUGUGUCCUCCCACUAGACUUCAUGUAAAUACGAUCAUUCACCUUCUGUAGAUCGAAUGUACACGUACAGUAGAUAGAAAGCCAAGAGAUAUCAAGUUAAUAUCACUGGAACAGUGAACUCCUGAGUAAGUCUUUCAUCAUAAAUUUAAUCAAUAUGACAAAUGUUAAUAACAAACUCUGAAUGUAUGAGGGGGACGAUUGAAUUCUACAAUCUUUCCUAAAAGAAUAUAAAGUAAAAAAGAGUAAAUGAUAUUCUUCCUCUACAAAACCCAGGCAGGGAGUAAUAGAGAGAUAACUGAUCAAAGUCUCUUAUUGAGCCCUUUGUUUUCUACUAUUCUUUUCUUUUUUAACUUUCAUUUUUCAUCUGGCUAAUCAUCCUGCAGCUGUUGCUGAUACAAAGUGGAAAACCCUA
Messenger RNA from Linum tenue, 1794 nucleotides. Lineage: Eukaryota; Viridiplantae; Streptophyta; Magnoliopsida; Malpighiales; Linaceae. The record is from the annotation of a GenBank genome assembly.